Molecule: messenger RNA, 964 nt
Organism: Onychostoma macrolepis
Lineage: Eukaryota; Metazoa; Chordata; Actinopteri; Cypriniformes; Cyprinidae
Exons: 2
Coding region: 227-964 (245 amino acids)
Source: RefSeq, a predicted model, not a curated record
CAGAUUUGCUGCAUCAGACGAUGACAUACGGUUCUACACUAGGUAAGAUUUAAAACUUAUAAAUAAUAUUAUAUCAUUAUUAGGAUGCUGUAUUAUAAUUUUCUGGUCUUUGCAUAAUACAGUAUGUCUAUGUAGAUAUUUUAUUUACAUGUCAGUAAACCCAUAUACUAUACAAGUAAGCUACAAUACAGUCUAAAAGUAAGAUAAAACUGUUGGUCAUUUUGUGAUGUGUAUUAUCUCAAACAUGUCCCACAUCUUAUGUAGGUUUGUGACUUACAAUCACUUAAUGGCGUUCUGGAGACUCAUUGAACCUGCAUCCCACAACAUGGUUCGUGUGACCAGAGCAAGGGCAGCUACAACUAGGAGUGAAGUGCGCAUCUGGAGGUCUAAGGAGGCGGUCAAGGCUCACAUGCCAAAGGAGUUCCAGGACUAUCCAGACACACAAGUGGUGAUCAACUGCACAGAGCUGCGGUGCCAAACUCCAUCCUCUCUCCUGCUUCAAAGUGAAGUGUUCUCCUCUUAUAAAUCCCACUGCACCUUCAAGGGGUUAAUUGGCAUGGCACCACAUGGCGCAGUCACCUUUAUGUCAUCCCUGUAUGCAGGAUCCAUCAGUGACAAGGAGCUUCUCAAGCAGUCUGGGAUUGUGUCUCUGCUGAAACCUGACAUGGCUAUUAUGGCCGACAAAGGUUUUCUCGUGGACGACUGUGUGCCAUGCAAAGUCUACAGACCUGCUUACCUGUCAAAAAGAGAACAGAUGUCGGCUGAUGAGGUAAAGGAAACUCAAUCCAUUGCUCGACUGAGGGUCCAUGUUGAGCGUCUCAUCCGCAGGGUGAAACAACACAAGCUGUUUGAUACAGUCAUCCCUCUUUCCAUCACAGGGAGCAUCAACCAGCUAUACACUGUUGCUUGCCUCCUUGUGAACUACCAGAAUGGCCCCUUGGUAAAAGCAUGGGCAAAGGAUUAA